Messenger RNA from Rotaria sordida, 663 nucleotides. The record is from the annotation of a GenBank genome assembly. NCBI's taxonomy places the organism in Eukaryota, Metazoa, Rotifera, Eurotatoria, Philodinida, Philodinidae.
AUGGCUAGUGAUUCGGAUAAUGAAAUGGAAAAUAGUAUGGAAGAAGAUAUUGAUAGUGAUUUAGAUGAUGUCGAACUUCAAAAAGCUUUUAAAGAAGGUCGUCUUAAACCUGGUUUAAAUAUCGAACAAAAAUCUAAACGACCAUUAAUCAACAACAAAGAAGCACUUACUGCUAAAUAUGCUGAAAUCUAUCUUGAUUUACCAUGGGUCGAACGACUCGAUUGUACUAAUACUCCAUUGCUUGUUAAUGAAGCUGAUUUACCUACAAAGGAUGAUGAAACACUUGCUGAUAAUGAUUUUAAACGCGAAAUGCUUUUUUAUCGUCAAGCUCAAGCAACUGUUCUCGAAGCUAUUCCUCGUUUAAAAGCAGAAAAUCUUGCAACAAAACGACCUGAUGAUUAUUAUGCACAAAUGGCUAAAUCAGAUGAACAUAUGAAAAGAAUUCGAGAAUAUUUAGUUAAUCGUAAAUCUGAUAUUGAAAAACGUGAAAAAUUACGUAAAUUACGUGAACAAAGAUUAUAUGGUAAAAAAGUUCAACAAGAAGUUUUACUUAAACGACAAGAAGAUAAAACAAAAUUACUUAAAACAAUGAAAAAAGUUCGAAAAGGUAAAAUACAAAAAAAAAUAAUAAUAACAAAUUUAGUUUUAUCAAUUUCAAUAUAG